Messenger RNA from Mus musculus (house mouse), 1190 nucleotides. RefSeq names its product olfactory receptor family 13 subfamily A member 18 (gene Or13a18). The record is from RefSeq and is marked validated. Gene Ontology annotation, biological process: signal transduction; G protein-coupled receptor signaling pathway; detection of chemical stimulus involved in sensory perception of smell. Gene Ontology annotation, cellular component: plasma membrane; membrane. Bases 234 to 1190 code for a protein of 318 amino acids. NCBI's taxonomy places the organism in Eukaryota, Metazoa, Chordata, Mammalia, Rodentia, Muridae. Gene Ontology annotation, molecular function: olfactory receptor activity; G protein-coupled receptor activity. The transcript has 3 exons.
CAAAAGACUUGGUGCUUGCAAGAGAGAAAGUCAGUGCUCAGCACAGUGGUCACUGUGUGGGAGCCAUCUGUCACUUCAAUUCACUGGGACAGAGACGGGCUACUAUGAAUACAGCAGUGAUGAGCAUGUAAGAACAAGUGUUCCUUCAUUAAGAAAAUUGUGAGAUCAACAUGUUUCAAAAUCAGACUUUAGCAUAAUAAAGUAUAUUUUCUCAGAAGCCAAUCCAUACCUCUAUGAACUGGAUACUCCACUCAACAAUGGUCAGUCCCAACCAGACAGUAGUGACAGAGUUUGUGCUGCAAGGGUUCUCAGAGCACCCAAGUCUAAGACUGUUCCUGAUGGGCUGUUUCCUGUCCCUGUACACAGUGGCUUUAAUGGGCAACAUGGUGAUCAUUGCUUUGAUCACCUCAAGCACUGGGCUCCACAGUCCCAUGUACUUUUUCCUGUGCAACUUAGCGACCAUGGAUAUUAUCUGCACCUCCUCUGUACUGCCCAAGGCGCUGGUUGGUCUACUGUCUGAGGAAAACACCAUCUCCUUCAAAGGGUGCAUGACUCAGCUCUUCUUUCUUGUGUGGUCUGGAUCCUCUGAGCUGCUGCUGCUCACAGUCAUGGCCUAUGACCGCUAUGUGGCCAUCUGUUUGCCCCUGCAUUACAGCUCUAGGAUGAGUCCACAGCUCUGUGGGACCUUUGCCGUGGGUGUAUGGUCCAUCUGCGCACUAAAUGCAUCUAUCAACACUGGUCUGAUGACACGGCUGUCAUUCUGUGGCCCCAAGGUCAUCACCCACUUCUUCUGUGAGAUUCCCCCACUCCUCCUGCUCUCCUGUAGUCCUACAUAUAUAAAUAGCGUUAUGACUCUUGUGGCAGAUGCCUUUUAUGGAGGCAUCAAUUUUUUACUUACCUUGCUAUCCUAUGGCUGCAUCAUUGCCAGCAUCCUGCGCAUGCGUUCUGCUGAGGGCAAGAGGAAGGCCUUUUCUACCUGCUCAUCCCACCUCAUCGUGGUCUCUGUGUACUACUCAUCUGUGUUCUGUGCCUAUAUCAGUCCUGGUUCCAGCUACAGCCCAGAAAGAAGCAAAUUUACCUCGGUUUUGUACUCAGUCCUCAGCCCAACCCUCAACCCCCUCAUCUAUACACUGAGGAACAAGGAUGUCAAGCUUGCCCUGAGAAGACUCUUCCCCUCUUUCUCAAAUUAA